AAAGAGGAAAAGAGGAAGUACCGAGGUAGAAUCAAUCAGUCUUACACGCCAUGGCUUCACGUUUUGCCCUCCUCUUCCUCUUCCUCUCCUCCUUCCUCGUUGCGACGUCGUUCCGGUAUUCCUUCGCUGCCGAAGACGUCGCCGGGAACGACGAUCUUCUAAUCCGUCAAGUUGUUGACCACGGCGACGGCGGUGGCGCAGUCGACGAGAACUCGUUAGUAAACGCCGAUCAUCACUUCACUAUCUUCAAGAGGAAGUUCGGGAAGGUGUAUGCUACGCAGGAGGAGCAUGACUAUAGAUUCUCUGUAUUCAAGGCUAACCUACGCCGAGCGAGACGACACCAGAAGCUGGAUCCGGCCGCCGUCCAUGGCGUCACGCAGUUCUCCGAUCUCACGCCGCGAGAGUUCCGCCGCCAAUUCCUCGGCCUCAAUCGGAGGCUACGCCUUCCUUCCGACGCUCAUAAGGCGCCGAUUUUGCCAACAAAUGAUCUGCCGAUGGAUUUCGAUUGGAGAGAUCAUGGUGCGGUCACGCCGGUGAAGAAUCAGGGUUCUUGUGGAUCAUGCUGGUCGUUCAGCACAACAGGCGCAUUGGAGGGUGCCAACUUUCUGGCAACAGGGGAUCUGGUGAGCCUCAGCGAACAACAGCUUGUGGAUUGUGAUCAUGAGUGUGAUCCAGAAGAAAAAGAUUCAUGUGAUUCAGGCUGCAGUGGUGGACUGAUGAAUAGUGCUUUUGAAUACACGCUUAAAUCUGGUGGACUCAUGCGAGAAGAAGAUUAUCCAUACACCGGCACCGACCGUGGGGCUUGCAAAUUUGACAAGAACAAGAUUGCUGCAAAGGUAGCUAACUUCAGUGUUGUCUCCCUUGACGAGGAUCAGAUUGCAGCAAAUCUUGUCAAGAAUGGCCCUCUUGCUGUGGCUAUCAAUGCAGUUUUCAUGCAGACGUACAUUGGAGGUGUUUCAUGCCCAUUCAUAUGCUCGAAGCGGUUGGAUCAUGGUGUCUUAUUGGUCGGUUAUGGUGCGGCUUCCUAUGCUCCCAUUAGAUUAAAGGAGAAGCCGUACUGGAUUAUCAAGAACUCUUGGGGAGAAAACUGGGGGGAAAAUGGGUACUAUAAAAUCUGCCGGGGCCACAAUGUUUGUGGAGUGGACUCCAUGGUUUCAACUGUUGCAGCUGUUAGCACCUCACAGUAGGAUCCCGAUUGCAGUCAGUACUCUCACCUCACCCCUGUACAUAGAGGUGUUGCUGCAUUUAUUAUAAUUCACGAACUUGCCCAUUUUCUUCUUAAACGAUGUGCGACUAUUUAUGUUUGACAUUUCUUACUUAUAA
Molecule: messenger RNA, 1323 nt
Organism: Sesamum indicum (sesame)
Lineage: Eukaryota; Viridiplantae; Streptophyta; Magnoliopsida; Lamiales; Pedaliaceae
Product: cysteine protease RD19A
Biological process (GO): proteolysis
Molecular function (GO): cysteine-type peptidase activity
Source: RefSeq, a predicted model, not a curated record